AUGGCAACUAUUAUAUUGUUCCUUGACUGCACCAAUAUUGAAAGAUAUCAAAGGGAGAAGUACUUGCCUCCGCUGGAUAAGACGAAAUUUCUUGUCCCCCAAGAACUGUCUAUGACCCAGUUUGUUACCAUAAUACGAAACCGUAUGUCUCUCAUGCCAAGUCAAGCCUUCUAUUUGCUGAUUAACAACAACGGACUUGCCAGCAUGUCGCUCACAAUGGCACAAGUUUAUAAGGACCACAAAGACGACGACGGGUUUCUGUACAUGACGUACGCUUCGCAGGAAAUGUUUGGAUGCUGUGAGGAAUGCGUGGACAUGAAGUCAGAAGCAAGAUUCACGUAG
Molecule: messenger RNA, 342 nt
Organism: Megalops cyprinoides (Indo-Pacific tarpon)
Lineage: Eukaryota; Metazoa; Chordata; Actinopteri; Elopiformes; Megalopidae
Product: microtubule-associated proteins 1A/1B light chain 3C-like
Exons: 3
Coding region: 1-342 (113 amino acids)
Biological process (GO): macroautophagy; cellular response to nitrogen starvation; autophagosome assembly
Cellular component (GO): autophagosome; autophagosome membrane; cytosol
Molecular function (GO): ubiquitin protein ligase binding
Source: RefSeq, a predicted model, not a curated record